AUGAAUGUGUACUUUCCUAUUGUAUUUUUUCAAGAAGAAAGAUUGAAUCAUUUCGAAGAUAUUCGUCCAUUAAAUCCAUUGGUUCAAUAUGUUAUUUUCAUUGGUAUUGAUGAUUUAACAAUUGAAAUGCCUAUUCUUCACGAUGUAAUCAAUCUGUUAUGUGUUCAAUAUUCCAAUUUAAAGAAUUUACCUGAACAUAUUUGUCAAAAUGUUUCAGAUAUGGUUACUUAUCAGGAAAUUGUAUUGUCAGUUGAAUGUCUUCAACAUUUCUCUAAUUUGAAAAAUGUUUACAUUCCGGAAUGUUUAGCUUAUGCUGCUUGUUGGAAUGAAUUUAAAAAUCUUGGAAUAAAUUUACAUAUUGUACCUUUGGAAUUAAACGUAAAUAAAUCAGCUGACUUGAUUAUUGGCAUCAUUCUAUCCACACAUUAUGAUAUCAUGUCAAUUUAUAUGAGUGAACAAAAUCAGCCUAUAGUUAAACGACCAGCAUCAUCACCUUCACAAUCGACAAUCAAUCGGUUAUUGCAAAUAAAUAAAAAACUAUACAAUCACACUAAUGAAACUCCAUUCAAACAUACUACUAGUAAUAAUGAGCAGACAGUAGAAAAUAUUGUAUUGAAUAGUUGUGCAACUCAGUCAGAUACUGAUCGAAAUAUUCAGAUUGGUAUAAUUGGUUUAGGUCUAAUCAGUUUAACCGUGAUACGUCAACUAGAAAAAUUUAAUUAUACAAUUCGUGUAUUUGACAAAUAUUUACCCGAUGGAAUUGAUACUGUUUUGAAUUUGAAUUAUACAAGUAAUUCUGAAGAAAUUAUUAACAAAUCUGAUUGGAUUAUUUUUAUACAAGAAGCAAGUAUUAUGAAAAAUGUGAAAUUAGUUGAAAAUAAUGAUAUCUAUUGUCCAAUGACAACAGUAAAUGAAAUAUUUAAUGGCAAUAUAAAAACGAAAGUGAAAACUGGAUGUCAUAUAUUAUAUAUUAAUCUGGUUGACGAGUAUCCACAUGAAUUGAUUACAUUGAAUCAUAUUGUUCAUUCUGGAUAUGUAGCAGAUAUUUAUGUAUUAUUGAAGAAAUCAUGUGAAAAGUUAGCCGUCGAGUUCAAUAUUCAACGGUCACGAAAUUUAAUUUGUUUAAACAGUAAACUAAGUAAACUUCAAGUACAGUCAGAAGAAUUACGUAAAAGUAUGAGCCAAUUUCUUCGAAGAAAUCUGCUUAAAAACUUUAUACAUUCACCUAAAGUCAAUGAAUUGAUUCAAGUUGAUGAGUUUAGGUAUAAAAAUGAACCAGGUUUUGAAUUUACUCCAAAUAAUCAAAAAAUGAAUCCUGUAAUAAAUACAUCGAAAAAACAUGCAGACGUGCAUCAAGAAUUAUCAUUUCAUGAAAUAAAAAAGCCUCUAACAUUUGGUAUCAAUUCAUUAGUCGCUCCAAAAACAAUAAAACAUUAUCCUACACCUUGUGGACAACUAUGA
Messenger RNA from Schistosoma turkestanicum, 1461 nucleotides. NCBI's taxonomy places the organism in Eukaryota, Metazoa, Platyhelminthes, Trematoda, Strigeidida, Schistosomatidae. The record is from the annotation of a GenBank genome assembly.